Molecule: messenger RNA, 874 nt
Organism: Durio zibethinus
Lineage: Eukaryota; Viridiplantae; Streptophyta; Magnoliopsida; Malvales; Malvaceae
Source: RefSeq, a predicted model, not a curated record
CGUGGUUGAGAGAGAGAGCGAAAACAGGAAAAAAAAGGUGUCUUCCCAUUUGCACUGGAAAGAACAGAAGAGGGCUACUGAUUGAAAUGGCGGCGGUGAGAGGAGCUUUGCUUAAGCACCUGCGGGUGAACGCAACGGCCCUGCCUCGUAACCCCAACCCUAUCAAUAACGGGAUCUUCGCUCUUACCUUUAACGCCAUAUGUCGCGGGUUCUCCGACGAGGUCAAGGGCUCUUUCCUCGACAAGUCUGAGGUCACCGAUCGCGUCAUCUCCGUCGUCAAAAACUUCCAGAAAGUUGAUCCUUCCAAGGUUGCCCCAGACGCGCAUUUUCAAAAUGAUCUUGGAUUAGAUAGUUUGGACACUGUGGAGGUUGUCAUGGCCCUUGAAGAAGAAUUUGGGUUUGAGAUACCUGAUAAUGAGGCAGACAAAAUCAGCACGAUCAAUCUUGCUGUUGAGUUCAUUGCUUCUCACCCUCAAGCAAAGUAGAGGGGAAAUUAUGAAGCUCUACUCUUUUCCUUUGUUUUCACUUCGUUCCUUUGAGACCUGUAGCUGCAUUAGGAUAAUUCAAGAAUCUUCCCGCCUAGGCUGAUGUUUGUAGUGCAUUUGAUUUUUAGUUCUCCUGAGGAGGAUUGUUUCUGGAUAUUUACUGCUUCAAUGCAGCAGUUCCAGUUCAUGAAAUGUUACAUUUUGGUGAGAAAAGAACUGUUUCUUUUAUUGCUCUAAACAUAUUUCGUUUUAAAGUAAUAAAUUUAGGCCAUUGGUUUAAAAAAGACGAUUGUACUUGAUCGCAAUUCAUAUUGGCACGGCAGUACAUGACUUAUUUUUGGAGGAUAGUUGGGUUUGAAUAUAGUCAGUCGGCAGGUCUAUUGAAAUGA